UGUUGGUAGCCUUAUAUGAAGAACCAGAGAAGCCCACCAGUGCUCUGGAUUUUUUAAAGCAUCACUUAGGAGCUGCCACCCCGGAAAACCCAGAAAUAGAGCUGCUUCGUCUAGAAUUGGCAGAAAUGAAAGAGAAAUAUGAAGCUUCUGUAGAAGAAAAUAAAAAACUGAAAGCAAAGCUUGCUCAGUAUGAGCCACCUCAGGAGGAGAAGCGUGCUGAAUAGGAUUCUUCUCAGUUGAAAAGACACUGAAAACUGGUUUUGUAUCACUUGAAUAGCUUGUAUAGUAUAUAAUCUUUCCUGAAAAGAUGCUAUAAACUUUUAAUAUGUUAAAUCCACUCAUCACACUUUAAUGUUAUAAACACAUAUACAUAGAAUCACCAAUAAAAACUCAAUAUAACUUUCUUUGGGUCUUAAAGCAGGAGAAUCCAAGGCAAAUAUUGGAGCAAAGCUAAAGAGCCACUUAACUUUUCACUUUCAAAGACAUCUUAUUUAUUAUCUAAUUAGGAAUGAUGGUACUGGUUGUAUUUUAACUAGGAGAUUUAACAUGGAGCUAUUCCUUGGUUGAGGACUUGAGCAUAGUAGGCACACUCAUUCUUGACAGUGUAUACCCAGUAGACAGCUGGACAGAUUUGUGAUGUAUGAUGCUUCUGCAUGGAUCCCCAUGCGUCUUGCUCCUUUAUAUAAUAUGGAACAAAGAACUCUUCUUUGCCACCACUUUGCCUUAGAUAACUUGUGUGUGCCAGUGUGAACUCUGACACCACAUUUUCUUUCUAUGCAAUCAUGCCCAUCUGAUAAUGCUGCCUUGCUGUGCUGUGUGCUUUAGUGUGUCCUGGUUGCACAGUAGUCUGUGUUGUUUUCAGUUUGCUUAAUGCUGCAGCUAUCCUGAUUGUAAUUUACAUAGCUUCCAACAUGACUACACUCUUACCCUGCCUUACUUAGUUAGUUCCUUAGUUGAGCACAGAAGAGAUAAUAUAAAAUUCUGGGUUCAUGCACCAGCUGGGACGGAAAGGGGGAUGAACCAUUAUGUCACAGAUGAUUAUAAUAUGUAAUUAUAUAGUGCUUUUUCCGCCCCUCAAAGGUAUUUUUUGAGCCUCGAAUUAAUUUUAUCUUUAUUAUCCCUGUGAAGUAGGUAGGGCAAGUAUGAGGCGAGGUUGGGUGCUGAAUUUUUAGGCCAAAGACUGAUAUUUAUAUGAAUUUGUUGCUAACUGGGCAGGUCAGUUAAUGGCUUGGAGAUUCACUUUCUUGUCUGUACCAUGAGAACUUGUGCUGCCUACCUCACAGGGUUGUUGUGAGGUCAAACGAGAGAAUGUACAUGAAAGAUGUGUAAAUGGUAAAGUACCA
This is a messenger RNA of Cricetulus griseus (Chinese hamster), 1343 nucleotides long. The record is from RefSeq and is a predicted model, not a curated record. NCBI's taxonomy places the organism in Eukaryota, Metazoa, Chordata, Mammalia, Rodentia, Cricetidae.